This is a messenger RNA of Anoplophora glabripennis (Asian longhorned beetle), 6564 nucleotides long. Its product is annotated as serine/arginine repetitive matrix protein 2. The transcript has 5 exons. Bases 235 to 6399 code for a protein of 2054 amino acids. The record is from RefSeq and is a predicted model, not a curated record. Lineage: Eukaryota; Metazoa; Arthropoda; Insecta; Coleoptera; Cerambycidae.
CCACUCCACUACGUACGUAGAAGAGGAUGUCAAAAAUGGCUUCUUCGUGAAUAUAAAAAUUUGUCAUUUCUUUUACCAUUUACAAGAAGUGUUUGUAAUUUUGAAAUAAAUUUAUUGUCUCUAUGUGCUCCGCAUUCUUUUACCGUAGUACGCGAAACUAGAUCUCGAAAUUAAAAGCUUAUUAUUGGUAACGGCGGUAAUUAAUUACCUUAAGGCUUGUAGCAAAACUGAAAAAUGAGUAGUGAUGAUAGCGAUGCCGAACCCCAUCAUAAAAGAAAAAGAAAAGUUCAUCGGUUGGAAGACAGUCCGGAGAGUACUUCAAGCAGUGGUAGUCCUGUCAUAGGAUCAUCAUCGUCGAGACGAAGACGCGGUUUUCACGACAAAAAUCCCAUCAGAGAUUCCUCGGACUCUGAAUCGGACAGUGGCAGUUCAAUUCACAGACACAACAAAAGAAAAAAAGUCAGGAGGGUGGCAAGUGAUUCAGACUCUGAAAGCUCUGGUUCUACUGUCGUAAAAAGAACAAAGAAAGCAAGUCGGAUAGUGAGUGAUUCCGAUGCCGAUUCGGAGGUUUCGGAUAGAGGUUUCGAGGGUAGUUCCAGUUCACAAUGGGAAACAGACUUCUCUGACAUAGAUUUAGACAUGAAAGUGAAACCAGAAGCUGCGGUUUCGUCCGCUGCCCAGGACAACAACAUCGAUUCAGAUUCUAGCGACGGGCAGUCGGAGAAAUGUCCCAUAUGCCUGAUAUCGUUCAAAGUUCAGGAAAUUGGUACUCCAGAAUCAUGCGACCACAUGUUCUGCUUAGAGUGUAUUCAGGAAUGGUCGAAAAAUAUGAACACUUGUCCAGUGGACCGCCAAGAGUACAAUUUGAUUCUUGUACGCAAAAACAUCAGCGGUAAAGUGAUAAGACAGGUGCCGAUAGAAAAACCGGCUCCUCAAAACGACGUCGAUAUUGUGGAGGACCCUACGUUUUGUGAAAUAUGCGGUUCCAGUGAUAACGAAGACCAGAUGUUACUGUGCGAUGGUUGCGAUCUGGGGUUCCACUUGUACUGUCUGACACCCCCUCUGGACGAGGUACCGGGAGGUGCUUGGUACUGUAAUUAUUGUUCACCGGAUGACGACUAUACCUCUGAGGUUGAAUUGUACGAGAUACAGUUGAUGAUGGAUGGCCCGAACAGAAUGCAAAGGCCGCAGGGACAGCGCAGGAACCAGUCAGCUAGAUUAGUUCCACGUACAAGACAGACCGAGCGAGUGAGACGUCGAAUAGCGGAUAACCGCCAACAAAACCAUCGGAACGGGAGCCGAGCGAAUGGUCCUUCAACCUCUAGUCUAGAGGACUCCCAGCUUGUAAAUUCAGUCACUAGCAGCACGUCAAGAGUGAAACGUUCUGUGAAACACAAGAAAUCGAAGAGAAAACCUAAGAAACAGGUACGCUACACGACGGUCUAUGAGAUCGACGAGGCUACCGGCGAGACAGUGGCUGUUACAAAGCGACAGAAGAAGUACAAGAAGCGCAAAAAGAGAUAUUUGAGAACUACGAGAUCACUAGUUCGAUCCAAAACCGUGAAGAAGAGGUUAGCUGCGCAGUUGGGCAUCUGUGCUCCCAGGACCGUGCCCCAAAAUCUACCCGACGUUAAAAUUCAGAGCUCAUCAAACACUCUGGGCGGUCUCAGAUACCAAGCUGGAAUACCGCCUUUACAUUUGUUCGGCCAGAACAACCAGUUGGAUUAUUUUUCCGGCGAAGAAGAUGAAAACUUUGUGGGCGGAUCGGGUGUACAGUUACUGUCUGCGAGAGCUCCAAAUCGGUCCGACAUCUCAGCUAUGCGUAGGAUGGCUAGAAGAAAGGCAGCUAUAAACCUCACCAGUGCCGUUUCAAGUUCCACGGACUUACUAGACAGCAUUUUGAGCAGUCAAGAGCAGUUUCACUCCAGAAACUCCGCUUUCUCUGUGGAUUCCAGUGGAAGAUUCAUGAUUGAAAAGAAGUCCCGGAACAAUUACGUCGACGUAAAAGCACAACCGGUGAAGAUGAGGCAGAGGCCCAAUAACUAUCACCAGGGUGGCAGCAAUCCCAACCCGAACUACAACAGAUCCAAUCCAAAUAACUAUCAUUCCCAUAGCCUUUACCAGUAUCAUUCCACUCCUACGUCCACGAUGGAGUCUACGAGCACCUCCGGCUUUAGCGGCGGCGAUCUGAAUGAAGUACCUCAAGAUUAUACUCAGAGAACACUGUGCGCCUCUAGCGAAGCGAACACCCAAGAAAGAAAAGAUAAAGAUGACGACAAUACUGGCACAAACACGCCGAAUAGCGAAUCGGAGAUCGACAUUUACAGUGACAUAGAAACUGUCAGUACCAGCAAAAUCGACGAGUCCGAUCUAAGAACUACGUCUCCGCCAUUGAUGAUCCCUAACGUUCACAUUCCCAAUAUGGGUACAGAUGAGUACGACGACAACAACGAUAGUGAACCCGAUAUGGUGAUAGACGACGAGAAAAUGCAGGAGGCGGACAGGUGCCACGGAGAUCAGAAGGAAGAAACUGCGGUAACCUCAACCGUCGGUUUCAGCAGUGAAUUUGCACCGGCCGUUGUCGAGUCCGCCCCAGAAAUGCCACACUCUUCCAUGGAAAUACAGUCGGGUGCUAUACAGUCGUCUAAUCUGAUGGAUGGUAAGAAUAUCGAAGACGACGACGAUUGGACAGACGGUUGUCCGAAUACCAGCAUUUAUUCAAAGGAGGGCAUGGAAGCUUCAAAGGAAAAUGAAGACGUAGAUUCAGACGACGGUUGUCCUAAUUUUAGUAUUUAUUCAAAGGAAAGCAAAAGCUUGGCCCUCCACACAGAUAUAUCUUUAUCCGCGGAAGAUAACGUGCAGAUGGGACAGGAUUACCAAGUCGGCGAAGUUAGUUCCUCUCCGAACGUAGGAAUCAGUGAUAAUAUUCAAGAAAACGAGGGUGAAAACGUGGUGUACGAUUUCGAAAGAGAAGCUGUUCAAGAAAAUUUUCCUCCGGAAGAAAAUGCAGAGGAGAAUGUUACUUACGAAUUUGAGAAAGACAGUACUUUUCCGCAAGAGACCUCGGAAGGAAACGUAAUAUAUGAAUUUGAACGCUCUGUUGUUAAGGAGAGCGUUGAAGAAAAUGUCACGUACGAAUUUGAGAAAACCACCGACACUACGGACAUACAAGAUGAAGGAAACCAUUCAGUUUCUAAUCCUCCCAAUCCGGUAGUCCGAAGCAGAGUGGGAAUUGUGAAAAAACUAGUAAGCGGAGGUAUCCUUGGAGGUUUGUACAGCGAUUCCGAGGACGAGAGCAUGGUGAAGAAAGAUGGCAGUUCGUUUGCCAUCUCGGACAUCAAUCACAUGACCGAAGACAUCAGCGAAGAAGAAAGAAGCUACACUCCGUGCUUGGACGAGAGAGGGAACAGGCAAGGACUGGAGGGGUUGGAUACGGAACUGAUUUCAGACGAAGACCGUAACGAUUUCGAUGAAUCUCACGAACUUAAAACUGUCUCUGACGGAGACGCUUUGGAGAUAAACGCCAAAGAAUCUGAAUUGGACUUUACUAGGCCCGAAGAUUACGAAGAAGGAGAAAUCGUAGAUAAAAAUAAAGGCGCUAAAAAAUCGGAGGAAGCAGAAAAGAAAAAAGUUAAAGGCAAGACCAGUGCUGAAGAAAGUAAAGAUGGAAAAAAACCUAAGAAAAAAGAAAAAGAAAAGCAGCCUGCCGACAGCGAUAAAGGCGGUAAUAAAGAAAAUGAGGGCCAAAAUAAAGAAGCCUCCUUCAAGAAAUUAAGUAAGAACAGCAAAGAACGUAAUUACAGGGAUAAAGACGCGGACCGACCAUCCGGUACCUCAAAGGCUAAAGAAGACAGGUUGCAGAACAGAAAAGAUAAAAGGCGAGAAAAACGCAAAGAGCUGGAGAGGUAUAAUGUGAGAGCUAUUAUCGCGGAAAAGCCCCGCCCCUUCGUCAUCAAAGAUCAAUUCGGAAGGGAUAUUAGGCGAACGCCAUCCAGAUCAAAGAGCAAAUCGAAUACUCCCCCAAUUCAAGACUCUCCCCCGAAAGCUGGAACAUCUCCGUCGAAAACUAGACAGAGAUCGUUAUCCAAACGAAGAUCUAGAUCUUUGUCGAGACGUAGGUCAGCAUCCAGAGGACGAAACUCUGUCUCGAAGGAGAGGUCCCGCAAGAGAAGGCCUAGGUCUCGUAACAGAUCAGUGUCUCGUUCAAAGUCUAGAUCACCGAGAAAGAAGCGGUCAGGGUCUAAGACUAAAAAGAGGAAACGUUCCAACAGCAGAUACAAACGCAGGAAAUCCAGGGAAAGGUCUAAGAAAAAACCUCGAAAUCGGAGCAGGAACAGGUCCAUGUCCCCAUCGAGAAGAAAUAGAGAGUGGAACAAUAGAAGGGGGUGGACUCCGCUGAGUGUGAGUCCCCCCCCUGAAGUUCGUCACGUGUCACCCUCUUGGACACCCCCGAGAAUAAUCGACACUUCUCAUUUGUUAAAUAUUGAAAGUUUAACGGCUGCGAUGAACGCCAAUAAGAAGAAGAAAGAGAAGAAACGAAAAGGAGAUAAAAGAAUCAAAGAGAAUACCGCCACAAUUAGACAGAAGAAAAGGAGGCGGGAAAGAGAGAGAACGCCACCUCCUUCCAAAGAGGUCUUCGCUUCGGGAGAUAAUAUUUUAGUAAGUGUUAGUUUUAAUAAUGAAAACGAAACGAGAGACGUGACCACACGAGAAAGGAGGAAAAAAGAUAUGGAAGAUAUGAACAGGAAGAAGAAGGAAAGGAGACGGAAUAAAAACAGGAGGGACCUUUCUGGAAUCAAACCCGUAGCUAUUAUCGAUUUGGAGCGUUCGCCCUUCAAAGAGAUUACCCCAUCACCAAAAGACGUAAUCGUCCUGACAGAUAGCGAUAAUAACGAUAACGAAGAAGUCAGCAGAAGCGUGCAGAACAACAUCUGCGAUUCCUCGCAACAGGUAGCUAGCCCGGAGCGAAGCAUCAACUAUUCCAUGGGUCCAAAGACACCGCCAGAACCUCAAAUUAAAUUCUCUUUAAGCGCCAAACCACCUCAAGUUCGUGCAAUAAACAAUCCCUUACACGAUCCCGACGACAUGGAAAAUAACGACGAUGUACAGGAAGAGAUUAAUUCCAGGAUCAAUGAAACCUUGCAUAAGGGCCCCAACACUCCGCCCGAGCCGCCAAAUUCACCUCCCAGUUCGCCUGACGUUUACGAUCCGUUUGAACCUACUAAAUCCAGAUCACCUACUCCGGAUCCGUUGCAGACGGUACAGUCAAAUCUGAGUUUGAACGAAAGUACUUUGGAGAGCAGAGCUGCUAUUGAACUGCUGGAAAAAUCCAUAAAUCCGACGAAUCCGGACUUGAUGAAGUCGCUUACGCCUCCAAUCGCAGAUGUACAACCUGCGGACUCACAAAGCAGCAUCCAGGCGACGCCAGAGUCCAACGUCGGGAAAUCUCCGGAAAGGAUAAGUGUCGUUAUUAACCAAACGGUACAACCCUCCAUGUCUACUUCUAAGCCGGUAGCACAGACCACCCCGUUUUCUUCUGUACCUACGUCUUUAAUAACGUCGACACCCGUUUCUUCCAAUUUGGCACCGUCUCGGAUAAACAUCUUGAACUCUACCAUUAUCACGCCUCCUCACGUAGCCUCGUCCGUUCCGCAAAGGAUAAUCCUACCGAAUCAAGUGAAAUCCAGUCCCGUGAAGAUUUUGCCGACCAAAGCCACCAUAAAAUCGACACCCAUCAAACCCAUGCCGAACAAGAAUAAUAAAUCCACCGCCGGGAGAAAGAACUGGGCCCAGAACGGCAGCGGCGAGGACCUCAACUUGGACUUCGACUCCCCUUAUUCCCCCGGUUCGAGCGAUUACGAAGAUCUGUUUGAACCUCCACCGGAAAAUAUCAGUAAAUCCACGACAAAAAGUACAAAUAAAAGUAACGCAAAGUCCCCUCAGAAGCAUCAGUCGGUGUUUGACGCUCUGUUCGGCUCGCCCAGUUACAACAAAUCCAAGACCAGGAACGACAAGAAGUUCGGGAAGAAGUCUUUAUCGUCGGGCAAGACAAAGACGGUCGGCGUUAAGUUGGACGAAGACAAUUUGAAGAUACUGGAUGAAUUGCCCAAUUCGGCAGUUGAGAUGCAAGUUAAGGAUAAGUUCCUUAAGAAAUUGAACAGACAGGAAAGGGUAGUGGAAGAAGUGAAAUUAGUACUGAAGCCUCAUUAUAAUAAGAAAAGGAUAAACAAAGAGGAGUACAAAGACAUUUUAAGAAGAAGCGUACCUAAGAUAUGUCACAAUAAGUCCGGGGAAAUCAACCCGACGAAGAUAAAGAAUCUGAUCGAGGCUUACGUGAAGAAAAUAAGGCACAGCAAGAAAGUAACCUCAUCUAGUUCAAUAAACCCACAAAAGGUAUAGGAUUGGCUUAAUAUUAAAAGAUAGUUUUGUCUAAUUAUGUGUACAUAUUUCUUUAAUUAACUGUAUUGGAGUUAGUAAUGAUUUUAAGUUAUAGCAAAUUAUUAUUUAUAUUUCACUUUUGUGAUUAAUUACGUUAAUUGUAAGAUUUUUAGUAAAUAUACAUGA